Messenger RNA from Cannabis sativa, 2398 nucleotides. Its product is annotated as cytosolic endo-beta-N-acetylglucosaminidase 1. Gene Ontology annotation, biological process: protein deglycosylation. Bases 187 to 2205 code for a protein of 672 amino acids. NCBI's taxonomy places the organism in Eukaryota, Viridiplantae, Streptophyta, Magnoliopsida, Rosales, Cannabaceae. Gene Ontology annotation, cellular component: cytoplasm. Gene Ontology annotation, molecular function: mannosyl-glycoprotein endo-beta-N-acetylglucosaminidase activity. The transcript is spliced from 11 exons. The record is from RefSeq and is a predicted model, not a curated record.
UUUUUUAUAUUAUAAACUAUUUUUAGUAGUCGUAUUUUUUGUUUAUAUACUUUUCGAUCAAAUCAUAAUUUAAUUUAUAACUUCCUUCCACUAAAGGAGGAAUGACUUUCGGCAGAAACUUCUUAGUAUAAUUCACCAAAAACUAGAACAUCUCUCUUCUUCUCCAUCUUAUUAUUCUUCUUAAAAAUGUUAUCACUUGCUUCUGAACCCCCACCAUUAAUCAAUCCCACACAACCAUCGGUGCCCGUGUCUUACCCGAUCAAAACCCUUGAAGAGCUUGAGUCGAGAUCUUACUUUGACUCAUUUCACUACCCAUUCAACAAAGCUUCGGUUCCAGUAAUUCAACAUGGAACGACGUCGUCCGAUAGGCCUCAGCUGCUUGUGUGCCAUGAUAUGGCUGGUGGGUAUGGAGACGAUAAAUGGGUCCAGGGGCAGGGAGGGACUAAUGGCCGCAAGGCUUAUUCUAUAUGGCAUUGGCAUCUCAUCGAUAUUUUUGUCUACUUCUCCCAUAAUCUUGUUUCUCUUCCUCCUGUUUCAUGGGUUAAUACAGCUCACCAACAUGGCGUUAAGGUACUUGGGACUUUCAUUGUUGAAGGGGAUAGUGGUGAAGAGAGAGCUAUUGUUGAGAAGUUGCUCGAAACAGAAGAAUCAUCUCAAAUGUAUGCUGACAGGUUGACAGAACUAGCUCUCAAUUUGGGCUUUGAUGGAUGGCUGCUCAAUAUGGAAGUUACAUUAAUGAGGAGCCAAAUUCUUGUUCUGAAAACAUUUAUAAGCCAUUUGACUCAAACUAUGCAUUCAAAAAUUUCAGGUUCUUUAGUCAUAUGGUACGAUGGUGUGACAGUGGACGGCUUCACUAUUUAUCAAAAUCAACUGAAUGAUAAAAAUAAACCUUUCUUUGAUAUUUGUGACGGAAUCUUUCUCAAUUACUACUGGGAGAAAGACUACCCUAAUAGCUCUGCUGCUGUUGCCGGAGAUAGAAAGCAUGAUGUCUACUUUGGCAUAGAUGUAUUUGGAAGGGACACUUUUGGAGGUGGACAAUGGAAGACACACUUUGCUCUUGAUGUGCUGAGAAGGGGCGAUGUCUCAGCUGCUCUAUUUGCUCCUGGAUGGGUCUAUGAGACUAAACAACCACCAGAUUUUCAAACUGCACAAAAUCAUUGGUGGAGCCUUGUGGAGAAAUCAUGGGGAAUAGGAAAACAUUAUCCUAGAGGCCUACCAUUCUACUCAAAUUUUGAUCAGGGCCGUGCUCAUCAUUUUUCUGUUGAUGGAGUGCAUAUUCUAGAUUCUUCAUGGAAUAACCUUUCAACUCGAGGCUUUCAGCCAUUUCUCGAGUACAAGGAUAAUUCUACCUUAAAUGACAUAAAAGUGCUUGUUAAUUUCAAUGGAGCAUCUUACGGUGGUGGAAGUAACAUCACUUUCAAAGGAAGACUUAAUAAAGGCAAUGCUUAUUUCACAACAAGACUAUUUCAUGGGAAGCUUCCUUUGGGGAACUCACCUCUUUACUUUACAUACUCUGUGAAAUCUAAGGCGGAUUCUCUGCUUGGACUAAUUCUCAAUUUCUCUUCUGGGGCAUGGGAGAAAAAGUCUGUACUUCUUGCACCAGCUAAAGUAGAUCAUCUCUCAGGCAAAUUUAGUACCGUGGUCACAACACGUCAACUAGAAAAUCUUGGAGCUUCUUCAGAAUGGACCAUACAGGAGAGCAGCAUCUCACUUAGUGAACACACAUUAACAGAAAUCUCUGCUUGUUGCUACAGGCCUGAUCCUCAAAUUGUGAAAUUAGACGACGAUAACACUUCCGAUCAAAGUACAGCCUCAGUCGAGUACUAUGCUGUGCUUGGCCACAUAACAGUCAAAAGUUCAGAACAAAAAUCAAAUUUCCCACCCUCUUCUUCAUGGGUUGUCGAGGGUGAACACAUCAAAUGGACUCCAUCCUCUGAAGAUUCUAAGACUGUGAGUGUAAAGAUUAUUUGGAAAUUGAAAGAUGGGAUUGAUUCUACAUUCCCAAAAUACAAUAUUUAUGCAAAGAAAGCAGAAUCAGCAAGUGAGUUCCUUGGAGUGGCGCGAGUUCAAGCGUUUUAUGUUGGUGACUAUGCAGUUCCCUCUGGUAGUUCUGGUGUCAAAUUUUUCAUUCAAGUGUGUGAUGUUGAUGGGAGCAGCCAGACACUAGAUGAUUCCCCUUCUCUCCUAUUGAAGCCAACCACCUAAAGAUAACUCUCAUUAUUAUGUCUUGCUAGUCCUUUUAUUACAUCUUCAAUAAGCAGCAUUAUCCAAAAUAACAAUAAGAAUGCUUUAAUAAUAAGGACUUUGAUCCAAAAAUAUGAUGGUUCGCAAAACCCAUCAAUUUAAAUUGUAUCUUUCCCACCUUGCCAUAAUAAGAAAUUGUAUCUUUCUUUCUUCA